This is a messenger RNA of Hyalella azteca, 2649 nucleotides long. RefSeq lists its product as uncharacterized. The record is from RefSeq and is a predicted model, not a curated record. The transcript has 7 exons. Gene Ontology annotation, cellular component: extracellular region. Gene Ontology annotation, molecular function: hormone activity. NCBI's taxonomy places the organism in Eukaryota, Metazoa, Arthropoda, Malacostraca, Amphipoda, Hyalellidae. The coding region runs from base 45 to 734 and encodes 229 amino acids.
GUAGCCACAGGCAGACGUCCAAGUUCGGUCUAAGUUUGACAGUGAUGGUGCAGAACUGGGUGACUGCUGUGGUGCUGUUGCUGGCAGUAGGUGAAGGAGUGCUAAGUAGCACCCUGCCACUAGCCAAUCAGGAGCCACAGCUCCGCUACCCCAGUCCCGCGCUGCUCAGGCAAGCCCCGGCGUGGACCUCCUAUAAUGAAGACACCGGCGCUCCCCUAGCUGACUACACUCCGUCAGACCUGCAGCGCAGCUCGUCAGGAUCCAGCUCAGACUCUCAUCCAGAAGACAGCAGCGACGACAGGCAGGAGGAGAUGGCAUUCCUGGACAGAUACCUUAACUCUAAACCCAGCCCCCUGCGGGAAAGCGAUUACGUGAACGUCCUCAACGCGCUAGCUGCGUCAGGCGAAGGCAGCGAUUCUCUUCAAGGUGCGGACGUUGCUUUAUACAAGCGGGCAGGAUCGCUCAGUGUGGGGGGCGCCGCCACCAACAGUCUUGUGGGGGCCAGCGCCCCCAGCAGGAGUUUGUUAAUGGGCAAAGGGCCCGGCAUGCGGGGCCAGGGGCGCGGGCUUUCUCUCUCCAUUGACGCCUCCAUGCAGGUGCUACGCCAAGCUCUGCUGUUCAAGAGCGCCCUGCUGCGGCAGCGCCAGCAGUUGUCCAGAGCGCGUCAGAACCAAGAGUUCCUUCAGACCAUCGGCAAGAGAAGCGUGCGCUCCCCUAAAAUUAACAUCUACUGAACUCCGAUCCGCGGAAACAUGCGUGCAAGAGGCGUUCGGUGCUGUGGUCUCAACAUGGACGCUCUGGGACGUCGUAAUCCCCAGCAGCCUCUGAACAGACUCCCCCAACCUUCCUCAAGUAACGUCGCGGGCCCUGGCGAGAUACCAGUUAUUAUGUCGGGCACGCAACCGCUCCAAAGGCAGCCAAAUUAUUUAUUUCGAGAUUUAUAGUAGAUUUUAAAAUCUCAGCGAAUUUCUCAGAGAGUAAAAUCAUAUAUAAAAAUAUAUUAGUUUGUUAAGGAAGCAAAUUAAAUUAAUGUCGUAAAUUCCUAGUGCUCAUGAUGCAGGAUUAUUAUCGAUCGGAAAAUAAUUUUUUAAAUAAAAUAUUCGAGUAUUUUGCAAUGGUAUUGAGAGCAUCCAGGCAUGACGAAGUUGCUGCAUCAGCCGGCGCUAAGCCUCUACGAUAUGAAAAAUUAAAACAGAAUCAGCAUAGCGUGCCCCUGAUCUCCUUCAUUUUUACUUUAAUUCAAAUGUUUCUUUAGUGCAUUUUUGUAGAAAAAUUCAGCCAUUAAUACCGUUUCUAUCAUUCCUGGUCUCAUCAAUGUAGUUAAUUCAGUUGAGAUAAUUUUGAUCUAGUUAAGUACCUACUUUGACUUUGUUGGUAUCACGUAUAAAGAGAAGUGUACACCAUUUUGUGAAUCAUUAAAGUACGCCAUUUUGUUCAACAACGUUCAAUAGCCGUGAACUAUCUACGUCUUUCUGAAAUAACUCUGUGGUAAGCUUUCUCUGCUUGUUACGCAUAGAAAACUUGCAUUGGUUUCUUAAUUCUUAUCAAACGGAGAGACAAAUGUAACCUUACUUCAGUGUCUAUAUGUAAGCUUGAUGCUCCUCUGUAGGCUCGAGUACGAAACCUUAACUCAAAACAAACACCAAUUGUCAACAUUUACUGAAGAGGAACCAACGUUGAUGUUAUCUCAUCAGCUAACACAAUUAUACUAUAUAUUACAAUCUAUGAUUUUAAACCUCAUAAAAACAUGCAUGCAAAUAAGCUAAAAAAAUCGAAAUGCAGCUAAAAAGUAACAAAAAUCAAACUAUAUAAAAUCAAUUUGUGAUGCUGGGUAUGAUUUGUUUCGCAAUUAGAAUUAAGUGGUUACUGUAUUCAUGGUCUGUAAUUUUGUCCAUUAUUGUUCAUGAAAUUUCGAGCUAGCUUAUAAUAUUAAAACUAUUUAGGCACAUUUUCGGAUAUAUGUACUGAUGAGGCAUAGUUGUUCGUUUUCGGAAAAAUGUUCUAAUUGGGUAGUUGCUGGUUUAAUCAGUUUUUAAUUUUUUAUUCAUUAUGGAACAAGCCUAUCGCAGAUCCGGCCUCGUAUCAUGGAAACUGGCCCAGUCAGUUGGUCCCAUGAGAUCAAGUCUAGUCUGAUGGUCCCAUAAGAACAAGUCUGGUCAGAUGAUCUUUUAAGAUUUGGUCUGGUCAGAUGGUCCCACUAGAUCAAGUCUAGUCAGAUAGUCCCUGGAGAUUCAGUCUAGGCAGAUGGUCCUAUAUGAGAUUCAGUCUAGUCAGAUGGUCCCUGGAGAUUCAGUCUAGUCAGAUGGUCCUAUGAGAUUCAGUCUAGUCAGAUGGUCCCAUAAGAUCAAGUCUCAAUCUCUAAUCAAAUCAGGUCCACGAGUAACGAACGUAGCAGUUUGAGUCUCCUACUAUUGAUUACUCCUAUGCACAUAUGUCACUAAUGCGCAGUGAACAAUUGGCCGAAUAAUUACGUUCAGCAGCAAUUCGUUACGCGUACAGUAGAACUUUGUAACCGCUCGCCGAAACGUUUCUGAGGAGCUUUCGGACCCUAUGCUCACCUUACAUCCUUCAGGACUGGAAUUAAUCAACCCAUUACCGCUCUAUUAAUAUAAUGGGCAGUACUCCUGUAACAAUAAACAUCCUAUGCUC